Messenger RNA from Drosophila takahashii, 552 nucleotides. RefSeq lists its product as uncharacterized. The record is from RefSeq and is a predicted model, not a curated record. Lineage: Eukaryota; Metazoa; Arthropoda; Insecta; Diptera; Drosophilidae.
AUGACCAAGAUUAGCCUUUGCCUCCUUCUCCUCGUCGUCCUGGCGAUCGCCUCCAUCCAGGCGGACGGUGACCUGCGACGUCCUUGCCUUGGCCGCUGCACAGGACUCUCCUCCGGAAAGAGCGUGUGCAUCCGGAACAAGCAAACGAAUGUCUGCACCCGCCUGCCAGCCUGUCGUCUGAGGGAGAAGAACUGUCGCCGUCGUGACAAUGGAUUGGAACCCAUUCGUGAGACCUGCAUCACCCGCUGCAGGAACAUUCCCGGUUCGAGUGGCGUUGGACAAUGUGCCACCCGGCUGCGUCCUCGUCCCCAGAGCGAUGGAAAGCGCGUGAGGGAGUGCCAGAGGAGGAUCUGUCAUGACGACAAGCAGGCCAGUUGCUGGAGGGACCAGCAGGGCGCCUGCAUCGUGCAGACCCGCUGCGAGGCCCAGAGGAGGAACUGCGUCCGCCAAACCAAUCAGUGGGUGAGGGCCAGCCAGUGGAGCUGUAAGGGCAAUGUCGUCGGAGGUGGCAUCCGCCGCUGCCGCACGAGGCCCAUCAUCAUCAAGGACUAA